This is a messenger RNA of Hyalella azteca, 6838 nucleotides long. RefSeq lists its product as uncharacterized. Gene Ontology annotation, biological process: tRNA wobble uridine modification. The transcript is spliced from 8 exons. The coding region runs from base 1 to 5496 and encodes 1831 amino acids. Gene Ontology annotation, cellular component: cytoplasm; nucleus. Lineage: Eukaryota; Metazoa; Arthropoda; Malacostraca; Amphipoda; Hyalellidae. Gene Ontology annotation, molecular function: tRNA binding; S-adenosylmethionine-dependent methyltransferase activity. The record is from RefSeq and is a predicted model, not a curated record.
AUGACUCCGGAAGAAAGUCGUCGGGAGCGCGAGGCACGGUCGGUGGCGCUGGAGAAGGCCUACGUCCACGAUGUCUAUGACCAAAUUUCCUGGCACUUCGGCACCGACCAGGCCAGAGCCUGGCCUAAGGUCACCAAGUUUCUGGAGGAUCUCGAGCCAGGGUCUCUGGUCGCUGAUGUCGGCUGUGGCACCGGCAAGUAUCUGGCAGCAAACAAGCAAAUUUUCAAGUUGGGGCUCGACCGAUGUGCCAGUGUCGCUAAAACUGCGCGACAGAACAACUUUCAGCUGCUGAUGGCCGACAACCUGUGUCUGCCACUGCGAGACGAGAGCUUGGACGCGGCUCUCAGCAUCGCAGUCAUCCAUCACUUCGCGACCACCGAGCGCCGAGUGCGCGCUAUAAGAGAACUCGCCAGGAUACUUAGGAUCGGCGGCCGACUCAUGAUCAGCGUGUGGGCCAUGGAGCAAAAACAUAGGAAGUUCGAGUCACAAGACGUGUUGGUUCCGUGGCGGCGUCCCGACCAUCUCUCGUCCAGUGACGACAAGCCUUCGUCGGGUCCCGACCCCAGCGACCACACCAGCGCCGGCCUCACCACCACCGACGAGGACGACAGCACACAAAGACCACGGCGCUCAGCGAAGAAGCGUCCUACUAAGAGCUGCAGUUCGGCAGGUCCAUCAAACCUCCCUUGCACCUCGUGCAGCUCCGGAGCCUCCAUGUGUCGGGACUGUGGAGCCAUUAUCCCGAUGACUAACUUCCCGGUAAAAAAACCUCGAGGAUCACUUCAUGCUGGAGAAACAAGUUCGAGUCCUCCGACGACUACAGACGAUCCAGGGGCAUCCGACCCGUGCCCAUCAUGCGGGUCUAGAAGUCGGCUGCUCUCGUGUGAAGUGGCAUGUCCUGGUGGUCUGUCUUCGUCGCACAGCUCGUCAGACCUUAGCAGCCCCAACGAGUCGUGCUACAGCUUCGUCAGGAGAGCCCUACAGAAACUGACGAGCGGUCGACGAGGUUCAUCUGGUUCGAGUUCUUCGGGGAGAUCUUGGUUCCUGCCAGGAAACGGGUUUCGAUCGGAGGAUUGGACGAAUGGCAGCAGUGGAAGCAACCGAAAAAGAAUGCCAUUUCGGCGAGGAGGUUCUACAGAUUCUCAAGAAAACUUGGAUGAUGUUCCAAUCGAACUCCGUCACCUUGAACCGGAGGACCCGGCUAUGCUAGACAUCCCACCUUCUCCUGCUGUACAUAGCGGGUUUUCAUACGCUAAUUAUGAUCAACUCAAAGAUGUAAAAUCCAGGAGUUUGACAGAUUUGGUAAAAACAACACCUCCAAGACAAAAUUCCGAGGUAGGUUUCGGCAGCUCAUCGGACUGCUUGACGUCAGUUGACAGCCUGUCGAAUGUUAUUAGAUCAAAGUCAAGUUCUUCAUGUUUAUCAUUGUCGUCUCCUCUAUCGGCGAGCGGAGUGAGUGCAGCUAGUAUCGACAGUUUUCAUACUAAAGAUUCACUCAGUUCAGAAAAUGUUAGAGAAGCUUCUGUUAUGGACUCACCGAAGUACGCCGCCUUGCACAGCAUUGACAGCGGACUUGAAAUUGAAGCUCCUCUUGCGACUUCAAGAAAACGACCAACACUAACUAAGCAGAAAACGUCUAUCAACGAAUGUGAAUUAGAAACUCAUAUACUUAUCGAAAUAAGCAAGCCCGAGAAAGUUACCGAGCCCAUUAGAACAGUUUCUGAAGAUGUCGUUGAAGAUAACAAAGAUUAUUUAAGUAUUCCGAAAGGGUUAGGGAUAAUAAAGCAAAGUUCAUUAAAUGAUGAAUUUAUCUAUCCAGACCGGUUCAUGGAAAAAGAGAAGAUAAAACAAAGCAUUCAGAAACAAAGCUCCUUGAACGAAGACUUGAUUUAUGGAAAUAAGGAACAGAAACACGAAUCUUUGAAAGAUAUUCUUUUUAAGGCACAAGUGAAAAGAUUUCAAGUCAUUCGUGAAAGCUUUGAGAAAUUAAGAACAGCAAGCUUAGAUCGUUUCGAAAAGGAACGACCAGAUUCACUUAAAAAUGGUAUUGUAAAACUGCUGCAAUCGUGGAGAAGUGAGCUCAUGCUUGGCAAAGGAUUAAAAAAAGAUGGCAAAACAACUGAAUGUGAAGCCUCGGAAGCCACAGCUGAAACCGUCAGAGAAUGCAACAUCAUUCAAAAAUUGUUGAGACGCAGCAGUGGAAGCACGGAAUAUGACGAAAGCAGAAGAAAUAGUUUUGAUGACAAAAAGUCUGGUGUUUUUGAACCAGGAGAAAGGAAAUCAUCAAGAGAAGAUGGUUCUGAUAGCUCUAAAGAAAACAGUUUUCAAAGUGACACGAGCAUUGACUCUGAAGAUAGUUGCGUGUCAGUAAUUUUCGUUCCAAAACCUGGUCAGCCCACUCCGGUCAGCAUCAAUGAGAGGAAUCGUUCUUUAUCUUCUGAAUCGUCUGAGGGCAAUGAAAAUCCGCUGUCGCCCAAAUCUCCGAAAUCUCCUAAGUCUCCUAAGUCUCCAGGUGCAACUGCUUGUGCCGGCGGCCCAUCUAGAUAUUUUCCUCCUGGGCGCUUUCUUGGACCAAAAAUAACUCCAAAACUUCCAUUGGGAGUGCCUUCUACAUUUUCUUCUGUGUUACCUGGAUGUUCAUCUUUGGAUGUUAAAAAAAUAAGUCCGCCUUCAGCUGAAAAAUCGUUGCAUGUUUCUAACGUAUCUGUGAUCUGCCAGAAACCUUCGUUAGAGAAAGCUGAAUUCUUUUUUACUAAACCCUCUCCACCAACGUCAGAAACUUACAGAGAGUUGUUUCGUCAAAAUUCUUUGACCUCCCAAGCCAUCAUCGAAGAUGUAGUCAAGAGUGCAACCAAUGCGUCUGGACUUUCUUCAACAAAAAUCACAUGUCUUCCCCAUCAGAAUAGUGGAAAAUCUGUCUUGGUGACACAAAGCUUACAUUUAGGUAGUUGUGACACAAUGAAUAGAACUUCUGUGGUUCGGAAAGAGUCAGCAGCUUUAACAGUUAAUUCAAAAAGUCAGCCGGAGAGUAGUGGCAUCGGAGGAAAGUCGUCUUCUGUUGAUGGUUCAAGCGCUUCCUCUUUAUUCUUGAACUCUGGUGCCACUGUUCCACAUGUCGCAGUAAAACUUUCUCAUAAUAAUGAAUUUAACCCAAUUUUAAAGAGAGAUCCAAGUUCCACGAAACAGCUAUCUUCUCUGCUUCUAGGAGAGAACGUAGAGAUCAUUCGUAAGCCUGCAACGGCUGGAAACCGAGAUGUACAAAUUGUUAGGAAAACAGUGCCUCGCUAUCUCACCUUCGAAGUAUUUAAUCCUGAAACUGAUGAUUUGGAUAGCGACAACUCUUCUUCGUCUUCAUCUUCAACAUCAUCUCCAAGUACCCACUCAGAAAGUUCUGUAAUCGAAAGAGGCUGGCCGACUGAAAAAGACAUCGAAGAAUUGGACAAGGAAAUUAAAAGAUGCGAGGAAGAAGAAAAAAUAAGAAAUAUGCAGAUUUAUCAGGCACUGGAAUUAGAAGCUUUGGAGACGAGCCUCCACUCGGCAGAUGCUCCGAAGAUGUCGUUAGUCGAGCCAGUACACAAAAUGGAUACAAUUCGGGAAGAGACUCCAGGCAGCAGCAGUGGAAACAUUACCAGAAAACCUCGAGGACUUCCAGUUCCUCCUAUCAGAAGUCCUCAAGUUUCCAACUCAGAACAUCCUAUGGUGUCCCGCGCGCCUUCCCUACAUCCAUCAUCAUCAUUAAUUCCCCUCGAAACAAAACUCUACUCCCAAUUUGGUCACCGAUCUGCUUUAUCUUCAUCGAUUCCUCCAUCUGUCAAAAGUCACUCCCUGACAAGUUCUCCACAACUCAGAGGCUCUUCAAGUGGGCAUGUCAGCAGUUUGAAAGCUGCUGAGUACAACGGGAAACAGGGAAACACACCUCGUAUUUCAGAGCACAGACCUGUAGAGCUUCGUACUGUUCAAGGUCUUCAGUGGAAAGACAAUCUGCAUCCCUUGGCAUUCAGCACGCUAAGUUCUUCAAGUCACAAGCCCGUUGGAAUUGACAAAAAUUUUAGGUCUUUGGAAGGUUUGAGUUCAGAAUGCUCCUCUAGAAUAUCUUCCGCUUCUUCGCCAACUAGACAACUCAGUUCUGCACGGUCAGAGUCGAGGCGAAGGAGGGCCGCCCAGUUAAAAGGGCGUUUGAAUAUCGUUGGUUCAGGCAGAGGUCCCAUACCUCUGUCGAUACCUGGCAGCGGGAGAGCGCCGAUCUCAAUCAGUGGCAGGAGUUCCUCGACCAGUUGUGCUUACUCUUCGGUCCGCAUCAAUGCUUCAGGACCCAGAAGAAACACCAUCAACGCAAUUCCGAUAACGGUUCCAGAGCCGACGUCGACCUUAGAUCCAGCAAUGGAAAUAUUCUCGCCGGAAGACCAUGUUUCGAAAAUAUCAGUAGUUACCCCGCCCUUUUGUUCAGUGAAAAAUGACGUCAUUUUUCGACCAGAAAUUGAUGAUCUGGCAGCGGUGGAACCUAAAAGGCAUAAUUCAGUAGUGAAUGAAUCAGGUAGGGUUUGUCUAGAUCGUAAGUCUAGGGUUAAUAAUACUUUUCAGAAGCAGAGCUCGUUUGAACUCCCAUCAAUACUUCAAAACUUAUUUUCUAGCUCUAAUGCAACCUCAGUCCCAAAGGAUCCUACGAUUGAUAAAACUUCUAGAAAUGAAGGUAACUUCUCUAGUCUAGCCUCUCUUUUUCCAUUAAAGCUCAGCCAGGAAAAUCUCACAGUGGGAAUUUCUCAUAUUUCACAGUCGUGCGAUCAACGGCCUAGAGCCUAUUCACUAGAUAAAUUCAAGUUACAUAAAAGUGAUAGCACAACACCUUUGAUACAGUCCAAGGAGCUGAGUUCACAGAAUCUUGAAGCAUUUGAUAAAGAAAAUGUCCAACCCAAAACUGAUGUGAAUUUAAUAGAAAAUGCUCCAGAAUCAAGACAAGAAAAUCGUAGAGUUAAGACAGAAAAUGAAGUUCAAAAACGUUCUUCGGAGAAACCAGAGUGUCAAGUGUGUGCCAAAGAAGCACAAAAGCGUCAAAAGCAGAGAGAAGAAGAAGCCGUUGCCUUGCAAGUGGCAAACGCUCGUCGUUUGGCGAAGCGAAGAGAAACUUUCAAGCCACAAGGUUCUUUGGACUCGGCUCAAAGCGACCGUACGUCAACAGGGUCUGUCAAGGGAUGGUCACCGUUCCUGACUCGAAGUGGAUCACUAGACUUGGAUAUAGAUUGGCGGGAGGACGGUAGAAAAGUAUCCAGGAAUGGUUGGGGAGCAGGGGAUAAUUCUCUCUCUACUUCCCAGGACUCCCUACAGUCAGACACAGGUGGGGGCGCUCCAACACUGCAUCGUUAUUAUCACGUCUUCAAGGACAGAGAGUUAGAUCAACUUAUCGAAAAAUAUGUUCAAAACUUGCACAUCAUCUCGUCGUAUUAUGAUCACGCUAACUGGUGCAUUAUAGCCGAAAAAGUACAGGUUUGGACCAUAUGAGCUUUAAGUACCUCCUACAUAUAUCAGUAUCAAUCUAUUGCUUGAACUUAAUUAGUUAUGAGUGUCUAACGGCAUAGUGUAAAUACAUAGCAACUGUGGCUACCUUACAAAAGUUUAUCGGUGAGUUAGGUACAUUAGUGUAUAUUUCACAGUGUUCGUAUUUUUUUAAUGUUUUAGUCACUGAUUUAUACGUAUAUUGAAAAAGUCAUAUCAGUUAAAGGCCUCAUUGCAAACCCAUCUGCAAAUUAGAAUCAGAUGCCUUUAGUUUAGUGUUUCCACAUUCAGAUAUUUAAUGUGAUAUGUAUUUUAAUUGAUUGAAAAACUAUGUGUGGCCAAAGCUUGUUUCUGACCACGUUAGAACCAACAGAGAUGUUUUACUUAACAAUCACAUUGCUCUGCGUAGCCUCACGAUUAAUGAUGUCAUUUGACUGGAAUGCAAUGAAUUGGAAGACUAUGCGGACUAAUUGAUUUUUUUUUAUUUCGUAUCAACUGUGGGAUUCAGGAGGAUGUGAAGCUUGCAAAGUUUCCCCACUGCGAAAUAUUUUAAUUUUUCCCGCUUUUCAGAUAAGGAAACGAAUGUUAUUUUCGACACUGUCCACAAGUUAUCAUUUCAAAGUUCUAGGGAAGAGGGAAUUCAACAAAUAAACAGAUCAUUAAUUAGCUCGAAACUAAAGGCCUAGAAUUUUAAUUGAGAAAAACUCCUCGUAUUGAUAAGAAUAUCUUGAAUGCGCUUCUGCAAAUUUGAUUCAUCUAUGCACCAAUGUUGUAGUCAUUUAAACUGAAUAAAUGCAACUUCUGGACCAAUUUUUAACGAGCGGGGGAACUUUUUUUGUCUUGGGGCGAUAUUCUACUAUUGAAACACACAUCGAUUCCACAAAUCCAUCAGGUACGACAAAUCGCACUUAUAAAUAUUUUUAUUCAAAAUUGCAUUCAUAGUGAUCGUUGUAAUUUUAUGCCAACCACUUGAACAGCUUAUAAAGAUUUAUGCAAUUCUAUUUUGAAUAUGAUUUAUAUUUAGAAAAGAUAUGACUGACAACGAUGCCACAGAUUUCAAACUUUAUCAAACCCAAAUUUUUGAAGCAGUUUUUUCUGGUCGAAUUUCAUUUUUGGUCUCUUAUUCUAUGAAGGAAAUUUCAACAAAAUGCAGAAAGAAUGCAUGAAAAAUGCAUGACGAAUGGCAAAAAAUCCUUACUCGUGUAAUAUGCGUGUAAGAACGGCUGAAUGAGGUAAAAUUUUUUUUUUCGGUGGUUUUCAAGACGCAUUUCUGGUUAACAAUUCUGUUCCGUUAACUACUGCCAGUGACAGUAAUAGUUUUCCCUUUUAUUUUAAGAAAAAGUUACUU